Ananas comosus (pineapple) is the source of this 1755-nucleotide messenger RNA. RefSeq names its product enolase 2-like. Bases 139 to 1476 code for a protein of 445 amino acids. NCBI's taxonomy places the organism in Eukaryota, Viridiplantae, Streptophyta, Magnoliopsida, Poales, Bromeliaceae. The transcript is spliced from 17 exons. Gene Ontology annotation, cellular component: phosphopyruvate hydratase complex. Gene Ontology annotation, biological process: glycolytic process. The record is from RefSeq and is a predicted model, not a curated record. Gene Ontology annotation, molecular function: magnesium ion binding; phosphopyruvate hydratase activity.
AUAACAGUUUCCUGCUGAUACAGUGAUAGUGUAGAAGCUUCUUUUCCUUCGUCUCGUGUAGUCGUUCCGAAACCCCUACGUAUACUUCCUAAUCGAUCGAAUCGUAAUCGAUCGCAUCGAUCGCUCUGAUCGAUCCCCAUGGCGACGAUCAAAUGCGUCAAGGCUCGCCAGAUCUUCGACAGCCGCGGCAAUCCCACCGUGGAGGCGGAUGUUUGUCUCAGUGAUGGAACCUUCGCGAGAGCCUCGGUGCCCAGUGGCGCGUCAACAGGUGCAUAUGAAGCUUUGGAGUUAAGAGAUGGAGGAUCAGAUUAUCUGGGGAAAGGUGUUCUCAAGGCUGUUAACAAUGUGAAUAGUAUCAUUGGACCAGCAUUGAUUGGGAAGGAUCCCACUGAGCAGGCUCAGAUUGACAAUUUCAUGGUUCAACAGCUUGAUGGGACCUCGGAUGAGUGGGGUUGGUGCAAAAGAAAGCUUGGUGCUAAUGCAAUAUUGGCUGUAUCACUUGCUGUGUGUAAAGCUGGAGCUAGCGUCAAGAAGAUCCCUCUUUACCAGCAUAUUGCCAAUCUUGCUGGCAACAAGAACUUGGUCUUACCUGUGCCCGCAUUCAAUGUCAUAAAUGGUGGAUCACAUGCAGGAAACAAGCUGGCUAUGCAGGAAUUCAUGGUCCUUCCAGUUGGGGCCUCCUCUUUCAAGGAAGCCUUGAAAAUGGGUGUAGAAGUUUACCAUCAUUUGAAGGCUAUUAUCAAGAAGAAGUAUGGACAAGAUGCUACUAAUGUCGGCGAUGAAGGUGGUUUCGCUCCCAAUAUUCAGGAGAGUAAAGAGGGCCUUGAGCUUUUGAAGGCAGCUAUAGCAAAAGCAGGAUACACAGGCAAAGUUGUCAUUGGAAUGGACGCUGCUGCUUCAGAGUUUUAUGAUGAGAAGGAUCAGACUUAUGAUCUGAACUUCAAAGAAGAGAACAAUGAUGGUUCUCAGAAGAUAUCUGGAGAUAGUUUGAAAGAUGUAUACAAGUCCUUUGUCGCAGAUUACCCCAUUAUAUCGAUUGAAGACCCGUUCGAUCAGGACGAUUGGACCCACUAUGUGAAGUUGACAGAAGAGAUUGGAGAGCAGGUUCAGAUUGUUGGAGAUGAUCUUCUCGUCACUAACCCGAAGAGGGUUGCCAAGGCAAUAAAGGAAAAGGCAUGUAAUGCCCUUCUCUUGAAGGUGAAUCAAAUAGGGUCUGUGACUGAGAGUAUUGAAGCUGUGAAAAUGUCCAAGAGAGCUGGAUGGGGUGUAAUGGCUAGUCACAGAAGUGGUGAAACUGAGGAUACAUUCAUUGCUGACCUCUCAGUCGGUUUGGCCACGGGCCAGAUCAAAACCGGAGCACCUUGCCGAUCCGAACGCCUUGCCAAAUAUAAUCAGCUUCUCAGGAUUGAAGAGGAGCUCGGUCCUGUAGCUGUCUACGCAGGAGCUAAGUUUAGGGCACCUGUAGAACCUUACUAGAAAGAUUAACCACAGGAGGCAGUUGAGUUGGACAUACUCAGUAGCAGUGUAUGCAUAUGUAUGUAUAUAUAUGUUCUACUCCUUUUGAGGCCGCUAGUUGCUUUGCUCUUUAGUCGGAACAAUAAGGCAAUAUGACCAUCGAAAAACAAGAUGAGUGUUUGUGCUAUCUUGUAGAGUGCUUUUGUUACAAUACCGGAGGUUUCGUAACACAGAUCAGCUCUUUUGGGUAAUAAUAACUUUCUUAACAAUGUGAGUUGACGAUUUAGAAGUUCUUCACCA